AGUGACGAGGAAGCUUAUAAUGCACCCACCAGGCCACACCUUGACGCUAACUCAUAAGUGAAACCACUUCUCUCUGCCAGCACGCUUUUUCACAUUUGCUUAUUUAUUUAUGUUUUUUUAUUUUUUUUUUUUAUCGAGAGUGGUCCCUUUUCCAUCAGCGCGCCCUUAGCAAGCUCACAUCGUUAGUUUCAAUAAAUAAAAUAAAGACUUCACAGGGGACAAUGAUUACGUUUGGAACCGCAUUAUUUCAAAACUUCUUUUUUCCUCACACCCUGUGCACAACAACAGCAUGAAAUUCUUCCGUGGCACUCCCUGUCGGCAACAGCAGCACAACCAAUUUAAGUAAAAACAUGUCAAGUUACACUUGACUACACGUAGAACGGCACGCCCAUAUCGCUUUUUUUGUUUUUGUUUAGUUUUUUUGCAGGACAAGUUAUUUGUCCUGUGAGGUUCUGUUAUUUUAUUAUCUAAGGUUUUAGUUCUCUGGUGGUCGUUUUUCUCUAAAAUAAAAAGGGACGUUGCGUGCAUAGGUGGAACCAUCAAAAAUGCAAAGAGCAUAACCUCCCUCCAGAAUUGGAAUUAAGCCAAAGAAUGAUUAAGAUUCAUAGACAAAUGCAGCCGACAGGUAAGCGCCACAGCAGUGUAGUGUUACUGUUCCUCCUUGUGUGGAACUGCAAAAGCUGGUCUGAUCACUGCAGUGCGUCAGUUUGUACUGAUGGGUUACCAUGACGCAAGGGGGGAUUCAGAAGACUGUGCACUUCAUCAACAGCAUUCUGGGGGUCACUGUGCUAACUCUUCCUUACUGCUUCAGACAGUGUGGCAUAGUUCUGGGGAUCCUGCUGUUAAUCUUUUGGUCAUGGCUCACAUAUGAAUCCAGUAUGAUGGUAGUGAACACUGCAAUCAAAACCAAUAAGAAAACAUACUGCGGUCUGGCUCAGCUGUCCUUUGGCAAAAUUGGGAAAUUAACAUCUGAAAUAUGUAUCCUUGGAUUCAUGAUGGGAGUCUGCACUGCUUUCCAUGUGGUGAUGGGAGAUCUGGCAGUUCACCUUUUACAAGGGUUAAUUGGUGAGGAGGUCACCCAGAAUCAGCGCAUGCUUCUUAUUUUUGCCAUCUGCUGCCUUGUUGUUCUUCCUCUCAGCCUGACAGCCAGCGAUUCGGUCCUCUUGUCAACCACAGCAGUAGUCGGCUUUGCUUGCUUCAUGGUUGUGACUUUAUGUCACUGCUGUCACAGGCUGCUCUCCAGUGGUCAGGAGGUGCAGGUGAGACUGUGGCUCUCUGAUGGGUUGCUGGAGUGCUUGCCUAUCUAUGGAACUGCCUUCAGCUGCCACCCACAACUGCUGCCAGGGGUGUGUGUGAAAGGCCUUGACGUUUCAAAGCAACGCACAAUGCAUGCCAUUAAGCAUGCAUUUGCUGCAACCUUAGUGUUUUACACAUUGGUUGGAUCAUGUGGCUACAUGUGCUUUAUGGAUGCUGUGAAAGGUAAUAUUCUCUCUAACCUGCCCUCCAGUGCCAUGAUGGAGGGGGUGCGUGUGGUGCUCUUGGCCUCUGUGGUGAUGAGCAUUCCCUCGAUAAUCCAGCCCUGCCGCCAGGCCAUUGGCACCCUGCUCUUCGAGGAGCAGGUAAACGGCACUUUCUCAGUAAAGGGGGACAUGUCUCUCUGCCAGCACAUUGCAACCACAUCUCUUCUGCUGUUCCUCACAAUGACCACAGGGAUCCUGGUGCAGGAUGUGGAGACCGUGCUGGGAGUUGUGGGCACCACCACUGGAGCGAUAAUCUGCUACAUAUUCCCAUCUCUAAUGCAGUCCAAACUGAGUAAAGAAACAGUCAGUGGAAAGAUUGUCCUAACAGUUGGAUUUAGUUUGCUUGUUACUCCAGUCUAUGCCAACGUUGCUCGAGUUAGCAAGGAAGAAAUCAAACUUGAGCCUAUGCGGGAAGUUCCAUCACUGUUUGAGCUGAAAGCAACCCAGCCGACCCUGUGGACUGAAACCACCGUGCAAAUCCUAAUGAACGAACAAGCCCCCAAUGCUGCACUGAACGAAGAGAAAGGAACAGAGUACAACACUUCGGACUCUGCUCUUGAAGACGACACCCGUCAGAAACGACCUCGACAAAGGAACCAGAGCGAAAUAAACAGGGGUUCUGAAAGUACCUUAAGACGUUCCCCAACCCUUCUGCGUUUUUUAUUAAAAACUUCCCAAAACAUUUCCAGCUUUACCUGAGAAUGUUUUAAUAAUGAUUCAACGAAAGACCAAGUCAAGGCUGUACUGUGCUGUGUUUAAUAUAGAUGUCUCCAGCGAUUUUGCAGUGUUUAAAGAGAACACCUUUGAUGAACAAGAGGGCUUACUUCCACAGGAUGUUCCUUCUGAAACGUUGACACUAAUAAAUAAAACAUGUAAAAAUAUAGUUUGAUUAACAGAAGCUGGCACAACGGUGGCUGCUCCUCCGGCCUGCAGCUGCGCCACUUAUUCUGCACUACGCUACAGUAUCUUCUAUUAUUUUUUUUGUAGUAAAAUAACCUACAAUGCUCAUGUCGUUUCAAUUACCUUGAGAACCUCGAGGCUCUCCCCAGCAGUUAACUCAGAGUCAUGCGAUUCCCUGUUUUCAAUAAGUGGUGUACAUUGAUUGUAGUGAAUUUGAUGCAGAGUUCUACAGACACUGUGCAAUUAUUAUUUAUAAUAAUUAUUAUUAUUAUUAUUAUUAUUAUUAUUAUUAUUAUUAUUAUUAUUAUUAUUUAUUAUUAUUAUUAUUAUUGCAGAUGGUGACCAAAUGGGUUGAUGUACUGUGUUAUUUUCUCAAAACUAAAUAAACAUGAGCAAGGGACUGAAUCUUACUAUAGGUUAUGUGGUCUACUGUACACAGAAUUAAAUAUAAUUAAUGAUACAAUGAUACUCCAUUCAGAAAUACAGCUAGGGUUGCAAGGUUUCUCUUCAUAUGGUAAUUCUGGGGUUAAAUUAAACCUUAAUGCUUGAGUUUCAACGA
Messenger RNA from Polyodon spathula (Mississippi paddlefish), 2979 nucleotides. RefSeq names its product putative sodium-coupled neutral amino acid transporter 10. The transcript is spliced from 12 exons. The record is from RefSeq and is a predicted model, not a curated record. Lineage: Eukaryota; Metazoa; Chordata; Actinopteri; Acipenseriformes; Polyodontidae. Bases 726 to 2219 code for a protein of 497 amino acids. Gene Ontology annotation, biological process: amino acid transmembrane transport. Gene Ontology annotation, molecular function: amino acid transmembrane transporter activity.